Messenger RNA from Varanus komodoensis (Komodo dragon), 1743 nucleotides. Its product is annotated as mitochondrial amidoxime reducing component 2-like. NCBI's taxonomy places the organism in Eukaryota, Metazoa, Chordata, Lepidosauria, Squamata, Varanidae. Gene Ontology annotation, cellular component: mitochondrial inner membrane. Gene Ontology annotation, molecular function: nitrate reductase activity; pyridoxal phosphate binding; molybdopterin cofactor binding. Gene Ontology annotation, biological process: nitrate metabolic process. The transcript is spliced from 7 exons. The record is from RefSeq and is a predicted model, not a curated record. The coding region runs from base 226 to 1002 and encodes 258 amino acids.
UUGGCAGUGUGCAGUUGAAAGGAAGAAUGUCUUGUCCCAGGUAAGAGAGAUCCACUGCCUUUGUACUCAUUAUUAUUCGAUCUGUACUCCAUAGCAAGUGCUUUCAGUGCUUUUAGAAAAGCUCCUUACUUGAUGCAAUGAAGGUUGUUCUUGAGGGAUGCAUCUAUUCAUAAUUUCUAUAACUGCAGAUGUAUUUUCACAACCCUUGAUCCAGACAUUGGGGUCAUGGAUGGAAAGGAACCGCUGAAAACACUGAAAAGGUUUUGGCUUGUAAUUAAGGAAGAUGGACGCAUGGUCACAGCUCGGCAGGAGCCUCGAUUGGUUCUGGUUUCUGUAUAUUCUGAAAAUGGCCACUUAAUCCUGAAAGCUCCAGAAAUGAAGGAAUUGGCCAUCCCUGUCAAAGUCCCUAGGAAAAAUCCUGUGAAGAAUUGCAGGGUUUUUGGGCUUGAUGUUCAAGGACAUGACUGUGGAGAUGAGGUGGCUCACUGGCUCACCACUUUCUUGAAAUCAGAACCAUAUCGACUGGUGCAUUUUGAGACCCACAUGAUACCAAGAAAAUGUAAACAGAUUAAGGAGCCUUUUCGACCUACUGAUAAGGUUCCCUAUAAUGACUGUGCUCCAGUCUUGCUCAUCUCAGAAGCUUCACUGGAAAAUUUAAAUACUAGAAUGGAGAAGAAAAUAAGUAUGUGGCAUUUUAGACCAAACAUCACAGUUUCAGGCUGCAGUGCAUUUGAAGAGGACACCUGGAAGAAGAUUAUAAUUGGGGAUGUGGAAAUGGAAGGAGUGAUGGCAUGUGACAGGUGCAUUUUAACAACCGUUGACCCAGAUACUGGCAUCAUGGACAGAAAAGAGCCCCUGGAAACUCUGAAAAGCUAUCGUUUGUGUGAUCCAGCAGAGCAGCACAUCUACAAAUCUGCUCCAUUAUUUGGAAGAUUUUUUGGAGUUGAUAAAACUGGAACCAUCAGCGUUGGAGACCCAGUGUACAAAAUAAUUGAAUGUUAGGGUGUGUGGUGGGCGAGGGGAGAUGAUUUCUAGGAGAGGAGGACUAUUUGUUUUAAAGUUUGUUGGUAAUUUUGGUUAAUUUGUGCUCUGGUUCCGCUUUUACAUUUCUUAGACAAAAAUAUUUUCAUUCUAAUCUCAUACAGAUUUAUUUGCAGUUACCAGAUAAUUUCUUAGUAAUAAAACAUAAAACUGAUAUUUCAAAAUGCUGGAACGUAUAUGAAAAAUAAUGAAUGGUCGAUGGUACCUUAAAGACUGACACAUUUAAUGUGGCUUAAGCUACUGUAGGCAGUGGUGCACUCUGUCGGUGAUACGCUUUUGUCCUCGAUCACAAAUGUGUGUUUUUAAAAGUUUUUAAAUGUGCUUUCACAUUUUUAACUUUUUUGUGUUGUUGUAACCCAUUUUGAACCUGUGCUUUGGAAAGGUGAGAUACAUGGAUUUCACCUAUAUAGAACAUAAUGUUGAAUUAUGAAUUAGAAACAUUCGGAUCUAAUGUUUUAGGCCAGAGAGGUUCAGCUGAUAGGCAGUAUAGAAAUGUGAUAGAUAAUAAAUAAUUUUCCACUACAGAGAAGGCUCUGUCUCUUGGAGAAACAAUUGGAUGAUGUGAUUUUCUAUGAUAAUUAUAGAAAGAUUAUGAUAAGAUGAAUUGUCUGCUUGGUAAGUUUGUCUGUCCAGAGAAACAGAUAGCACACAUUCAUGAAGUCAUUUGGAUUUAAUGAACAAAUAAAUGUUAAAGGAUUGUGA